Molecule: messenger RNA, 993 nt
Organism: Leishmania mexicana MHOM/GT/2001/U1103
Lineage: Eukaryota; Euglenozoa; Kinetoplastea; Trypanosomatida; Trypanosomatidae
Exons: 1
Coding region: 1-993 (330 amino acids)
Molecular function (GO): Hsp90 protein binding
Source: RefSeq, a predicted model, not a curated record
AUGACCGAAAAGUCUGCGAAAGAGCCGUCGCUGCCGCAAGACUUGAAAGCGCAGUUCGACCUGCUUGCUGGGACUAGGUGGGACGGCGUUGGCGACGAUGCUGACGCCGCCGAGCACCUCUCGCAGCUCCGCCACGACUGGAAGGCAUUGGGCAAUGCUUGCUACGGCAAAGGCUGCUUCUUGGCCGCAAUCCGAUGCUACUCGCGGCUGCUGGAAGUUCCCGGCGGCGACACGGCACAGAUCCGCAGCAAUCGCAGCGCCGCUUACCUGCAGUCGCCCAUGCUGGUAGGCCCUUCGUUGGCGCUCAAGGACGCCGAGAAGGCCGUGGAGCUGGAGCCGCAGUGGUUUAAGGCCCACCUCCGCGUUGGCGACGCGCAUUGGAAGCGUGGCCACUUCGCCGAGGCAGAGGCUGCGUACCGUGAGGCUCUCGCCCUGCAACCGGAGUGUGCCGCCGCGCUAGCCGGGCUUCGUGCUCUGCAGGUAGGGCCAGCGGGUUUUCCUGCAGCAGCGGCCACAUUUCCGCGCGGUCACACGGAACGCACGCCGUACCACAACGCGUCGCCGUCACUGAGGCCGCUUUCGUCCAGCACUACCAACCACACGGCUGCGGCGGCGCAAGCAAAGGAAGAGGAACUGCAGCUGACACCGGAGCAGCUCAUUCACAAGUGGAAGGCGGACAUCAGCACGCGUGAGGGCCGAACGGGCUGUCGACCGCGACGGGUGUCGCUCUCGCAAGCCGACAGGCAGCAGGGUGCCGCCGUUAAGCAGGCGUUGCUGGAUCGCUUCCGCGCUAAGCUCGAGUCCAACGGUGAGUUCAGCGCAACCCUUCGCGAUCGGUGCGAGGAGGCCAUGCUGCAUGGUGACGGGGUCAACUACCGCGAUGCAGAGAGACUUCGCAUCACUUACUCACACGCCACGAACGGCAUCGGGCUUGGCAUCUCAUCCGACGCCUACAAGGAGUACAGAGGACGUGUGGAUCACCGCACGUGGUGA